Molecule: messenger RNA, 3765 nt
Organism: Heterocephalus glaber (naked mole-rat)
Lineage: Eukaryota; Metazoa; Chordata; Mammalia; Rodentia; Bathyergidae
Gene: Tmem200a
Product: transmembrane protein 200A
Source: RefSeq, a predicted model, not a curated record
UAUUUUCUUCGGUUCCAGCUCCCUUUUCUCUGUCAACUGAGGAAUGGAAAAUGGCAGUGCCAGUAGAAAAUGUUUUAACAAGUGGUAGAGGACUGGAAUUCUGUAUGGAAUGCAAUUCAUUGUGGUUGCUGAACCAAAUGAAAGGCUUUUGCCUUUGUUUCCCUUUCUUUCUGAAAUCUAUUUAUUCAGAAAGAUUUCAGAGCAAAUCCUUAUCCAGCCAUAUGGAAAUAAUUGGGUUAGAUGGCUGCUAUCUAAUUUAAGUAUUUUCUUCAAACAUUUGGAACUAAUUUGGGUUCAAGAAAGCAUAGGUUGACACUAUGCUUCAUUUUAGCCAAGUUUUGGAAGAAGUUCUAAAAUGUAGCAUGCAUACUCUGAAAAAUUUCAUAGACUGGAUCUAUAGGUUAUAAUUUAGUUUGUCCUUCCAACAUUAAAUUAUUUUAAUCCUAGUUAUAAUUUCACUAAAGGCUGACUUUACUCACCAGCUUGAUAUAGCUGCACACACCAUCCACAACCCUGUUAUUUAAACACAAUUCAGAGAUCAUAAGUAGGAAUUCAAAAAGAGAGCUCAAUUCUGCAAGAAGACAUUUGAUGCCCUCUCAGAAAUUUGCCAAAGACCUUGUGGCUCUUAAAAUAUCCUUUAUUUCCCUACCAACCAAACUUGGCAGUUUGAGGAUUAUUCAUAAUAAAACAAGACAUUUUAUCAACUCACAAUAUGUAGCUUUUUGUUUGGGAAUUAAGUUUGUUCAUUAUUAUUUUUGACUAGAAAUGUGUGCAGUAAUACAAUGGUCAUCCAGCAAAUUCUAGGAAAAAAAAUUACUCCUUUAUUCAGAAUUCUAGCAAAUAUUUCUUGGAUACUGGCUGUGUGCAGGGUACAAUAGUGAAUGUUUCUGAUGAAAAAGAAAAGAAUUACAUUUGAUUUUUGACCACAGAAGCGGAAGGAUGAAAACAUAAUAUGUCAAGUGCCAUAAAGAAAUCUUGCUCAAAUGCUCUGAGGAAUGAGAGCCUGCAUGGACUGUGGGCUGUGGCCUGAGUCAUCCAGAGGACAUGUUGUAAAGGAAGUGGAAUAUGAGUUUUGAUGACCAGCCAGAGGUCAAGAUGCAAAGAUGGCGGCUGCUUGGGAAGCGAUCUGGACAGGACUACUGGGACAUUCUUAACAAGGGCUCAGAGCUGAGGAUGAGUGAGAAGCAGUAAAUACUGGUUGGGUUUCAGUUGCAUGCAAAUUAAAGCAAACAGAGAUGUACGUCACAGAACAGUUAAUCUGCCAUGUGCUUAUAAGCUUGAUUGUAAAAUAAGAGAAACUACAUUUUGGAAGAGUUAUCUUGUGACGUUGGGAGGUUAUUCUGACAGUCAAUGUGGAGUUAAUAAAAGCUGCACUGGGCUGGAUUGGAACAGAGAGAAGAAGAUAAGAGUUAGGACCUGCUUGGAAGAGGGGAGGAAGUGGAAGGGGAGGAAUUAAGGAUAACUGUGAAGAGCCAAGCCUGGGAACUGACCCCGUUAAGAGUCAGACAAGCCAAGAGAGACAAACAGCUGGUGGAAGAACAAAGGCCAAGCUAUGAUAGCCACCGGUGGGGUGAUCACUGGCCUGGCAGCCCUGAAGAGACAAGACUCGGCCCGAUCCCAGCACCAUGUCAACCUCAGCCCCUCUCCCGCUGCCGCCGAGGAGAAGAAACCGGUCAGGAGGCGGCCCCGGGCCGACGUCGUGGUUGUUCGUGGCAAAAUCCGGCUUUAUUCCCCAUCUGGUUUCUUCCUCAUUUUAGGAGUGUUUAUCUCCAUCAUAGGGAUAGCAAUGGCUGUCCUUGGAUAUUGGCCCCAGAAAGAACAUUUCAUCGAUGCUGAAACAACACUGUCAACAAAUGAAACUGAGGUUAUUCGGAACCAGGGCGGUGUGGUGGUUCGUUUCUUUGAGCAGCAUUUACAUUCUGAUAAAAUGAAAAUGCUGGGUCCUUUCACCAUGGGGAUUGGCAUUUUCAUCUUUAUCUGCGCGAAUGCCAUUCUGCAUGAAAACCGCGACAAGGAAACCAAAAUCAUACACAUGAGGGACAUCUAUUCCACAGUCAUUGACAUCCACACACUGAGAAUCAAGGAGCAGAAGCAUUUGAAUGGCAUUUACUCUGGCUUGAUGGGGGAACUGGAAAUGAAGCAGAAUGGGAGCUCCUGUGCCUCGAGAUUGGCAGGAAAUACAGUCACCUCUUUCUCAGGUUUGCGGGGCAGCUUUCGGACGAAUAGCUCUGUGGAGGAGGAUGAACUCGUGCUCGGUGACAGUAAGAGUCUGGGGCAGCUCAUGCCUCCUCUGCUCUCUGACAGCUCUGUCUCAGUCUUUGGCCUUUAUGCACCUCCUUCCAAGGCAGCUGACGACAAGACCAGUGGCUCUAAGAAGUGUGACACCAAGUCCAUCGUGUCAUCGUCUAUCAGUGCUUUCACACUGCCUGUGAUCAAACUUAAUAACUGUGUCAUUGAUGAGCCCAGUAUAGAUAACAUCACCGAGGAUGCCGAUAACCUCAAGAGCAGUUCAAGGAAUUUGUCAAUGGAUUCCCUUGUGGUCCCUCUGCCCAACAUGGGCGAAUCCUUCCAGCCCGUCAGCACGGGGCUCCCGAGGAAUAAUUCUAUUGGGGAGUCACUGUCCAGCCAGUACAAGUCCUCUGUGGCCCUCGGACCUGGGGCCGGACAGCUAUUGUCACCUGGGGCUGCUAGAAGACAGUUUGGUUCCAACACCUCCUUGCAUUUGCUCUCCUCACACUCCAAAUCCCUAGACUUAGAGCGGGGACCCUCCACCCUAACUGUUCAGGCUGAACAGCGGAAACAUCCCAGUUGGCCUCGGCUCGAUCGGAGCAACAGCAAAGGAUAUAUGAAACUGGAGAACAAAGAGGACCCGAUGGAUAGGUUACUUGUGCCCCAAGCAGCAAUCAAAAAGGACUUUACCAAUAAGGAGAAGCUUCUUAUGAUUUCAAGAUCUCAUAAUAACUUGAGUUUUGAACAUGAUGAGUUUUUGAGUAACAACCUAAAGCGAGGAACUUCUGAAACAAGGUUUUAAUGUUUAAAACAAUAUCAUUUUCCAAGGCUAUAUAUUUUAAAACUGUUUUUACCAGUGCUUCCUUCUUAAAGCAUUGGCUAUAAGCUUUUUAAAACAAAUGUUUUCUGAUGUACUAGAACUGGCUGCAUAAUUCUGUAAUGGAGAUGGUUGUAUGUUUAGGCUAUGAUUCUGUUUUUUUCCAUCUUGGAAAGCAUGAUCUUUUUUUUCCAGUAUGAAUACAAAAUGUUUGCAUCCCAAUUAAAACUGUGCUUUACUUUUAAGUUCUUCCAUUGAUUGUCAUAUUCAGAGAAUGAAAGAUUCAGUAGGGUCCCCAAGUGUGAACUAGAAGUACCAAAUUCAGGCCCAGUACUCAGUAUAUAUUUAUAAAUGAGUGUAAAUGUAAUUCUUAAAAUGCAGUUUUCUGAAUAAUUGCUUUACUGUUGAAGAAACAGAUCUAAAUACUUGAAUUGACCAAUGGGUUUAGUUCUAUGUAAGCUCAAUAAUAAGACUUGGGUAAGUUGGUUGUGACUGUUACUAUGAGUUCCAGGUAGAUCAUAUUUUUUCAACAUUAGUUUUGCUUCAGUGCUGUUUUCAUCAAGAAAUAAUGUAUUCAAGAGCCAUGGCUGAGAAUGCCAGAUGUACUUAAUGGAUAAAUGUAAAAAAUCCAUUAACUAUAACUUUAGAUAUUCAGAAUUAUAAUUUCUUUGCAAACCGACUUAAAAAUGAAUAAACCAGUGUGGUUUGUAGAAAUGCUA